This is a messenger RNA of Aspergillus heteromorphus CBS 117.55, 603 nucleotides long. Its product is annotated as Tim10/DDP family zinc finger protein. The record is from RefSeq and is a predicted model, not a curated record. NCBI's taxonomy places the organism in Eukaryota, Fungi, Ascomycota, Eurotiomycetes, Eurotiales, Aspergillaceae. Bases 164 to 433 code for a protein of 89 amino acids. The transcript has 2 exons.
GCCCAACUCAAUUGAACAUCAUCGAAAGGAAAAUAUAUACGUCUUUUUGAGAACUGCAUCAAACAUACCCACGCGGUGUUCUCCCCAAGCUAUAACCCUCCCCCUUUCCCCCUUUUCUGAUCCCAUUGUUUUCCUGGCGCCCCAACCUAGUUCCGGCAUCAAAAUGGACCAGCAGCUCGAUGUUUCAAAGCUCAGUGAAGCCGACAAGAAGGAGUUGACCCAGAUUCUUACGAGCGAGGCACAGAAGAGUACAAUCCAGCAGACCGUCCACCAUCUUUCCGAUAUUUGCUGGAAGAAGUGCAUCACCGGAAGCAUCUCAUCAGGCCGUCUUGACCAGGCAGAGGAUACUUGUGCACAAAAUUGCGUGGAACGGUGGAUGGAUACCAACUUUGCAGUCCUGAAACACCUUGAAACCCUACGUGGUGGACAAUAGGUUGUUUUUCUCACCCACGGGGUCACUGAAGAUGGCCUGUAUUUUUGCCUGUGAUUUUCAUAAUGGGCAUGGUCAUAUCUAUUAGCUCACCCAUGUGGAUCAAUCUACCGUUGUCAAACAUGCAGAUUCCCUCAUGUACUACUAGUAUGGAUAGAAAAUAUAUGGUCUAG